AUGCUCGACCACGAACUCAUGGAAACCCUAUUGGCAGUGAUUUCGUAUAAUAUGUCGAUCGAAACAUAUAAGGCUAUUAUGAGGACGUGCAUGAUAAUUAUUUCAGGGUCUUUAUUCAGGUUUGUUAACGAAUCGAUUGAAGAUUAUUUGCCGGUAUUUGAUUCCUUGACGGAAUAUAUUGAUAAUAUUGACGUUAUCGUGAAUAAGCUUCAGUUGCAAGAUAGCAAGAUUAACUCCUAUACGUUGAGCUUCGUGACGGAUUUAAUUAAUACCGCAUUAAACUUCGACUACGAUGGGAUAAUCCCAAUAGCUGAAAGACUAAAGCAAGUAGAUUUUUUUGGCAUAGUAGACAAAACAAUAUCUACUGAGGAUGAAACCAUAGAAGAACUGGUUGUUCUGUUAAAGAUUGUAUAUUAUAGAUUAAAUGAAUUUUUGCAAGUGACAAGAUUUAACUUGACAAUCAAGUCUCAUAAGAUGUUAUUAGAAGGUCUUUUCAGUUCAUUGGACAUGUCUUUAAAUGAGAGCGGUACACUUGCAACCCCCCAAGAUUAUGCUGAAGCUGGCUUUACGGAAAACCCUAAGGAGUAUGUUGCAAACAAUUUUUCUAUUUUGUCGGCAAUCGAGCUUGGAAUAGUUUUAAGAAAUCCUAUUCAAACGUUUAAAAAGAGAUUCCACCAAGAGUUAAUGCUAGACCAUAAAAUAACGUUCCCACUCAGCAUUUUUAUAAAUAGAAUAGUGGAAAUGUGGGUUAGUAUAUUCGAAGACAUCGAGCAAUACCCAAAUAUCCAUUCAUUAGUCCUUAAAUGGGAAAAGAUGAUUUACUAUUCUAUGACUAGCUGUUUGGUAUUUUGGCAAGACGCAAAAUGUCAGUUAGAUGUAGCCGAUGAUGUCGACAAGAUCGUAGAAUUGCUAAAGCCAAAUAUUGAAAAAUUAGAAUAUAAGAAAACCGAAUCUGUUGAGGAGUGUUUAAAUUCGUCGAGUCUGAUUGAUAAUUUAAGAGGGAUUCAAGUACAAAAUCUCAAACGUCUCCACCAUCAGAAAUGGAAUAAUAAACUAAACCAAUUUAAUGAACAUUUAUCCAACGAAGCGAUGGAUUUUCUCUGUGAACAGAGAGUCAUCCAAUUGUUAAAGGGCUCAUGGGUUUAUACAGAAAAAUAUGGUCAGUAUCUAUUGAACCGUGAGAGCCCAAAACCGUCUCACAAGUAUUAUUUCAUAUUGCUAUCACCAAACAGAAAGCAGAUCUAUUAUAAGAAAUUUUCAGAAAAACCGUCCAUUACCCCUUCUUUCGAACAGAUGGAAAGUCAUUCAAUUAAGUUAGCUGAGAUCCUCAAUUUUCAGUCAACAAAACUUAACGAAAAGCUGGGUGACAAGGAAAAGAGUAACAAUAACGUUGUUUCAGUCAGAGGAACUAUCUCCUACGAGAAGCUAAUCUUGGUUGGCGCAAAUGAUACUAAAUUGCUUAGUUUUGUUACCGAUACAGAAGUUAACAAGUACGUUUGGUUAGACGGUUUAAAAAUGUUAAAAGGAAUGGUCAAUAAGGGUGAUCUUUCUGUAGAAACAGAAAGACAAUUAAAUUAUUUGAUAGAUAUUAGAAGAACUACGCAAUUGCUUAAUCUUGAGGAUAAAGAAGUGGAAAACUACAUUACCGAACAUGCUAAUAAUAGUGAUGACGAUGAUUCCUACGAUUUGAAUGAAUUAUCAGAGGUUACAAAAGAUACUUAUUUUUACAAGUAA
This is a messenger RNA of Debaryomyces fabryi, 1734 nucleotides long. It is a transcript of the gene LMO1, whose product is annotated as Lmo1p. The transcript has a single exon. Lineage: Eukaryota; Fungi; Ascomycota; Pichiomycetes; Serinales; Debaryomycetaceae. The coding region runs from base 1 to 1734 and encodes 577 amino acids. The record is from RefSeq and is a predicted model, not a curated record.